Rubroshorea leprosula is the source of this 891-nucleotide messenger RNA. Lineage: Eukaryota; Viridiplantae; Streptophyta; Magnoliopsida; Malvales; Dipterocarpaceae. The record is from the annotation of a GenBank genome assembly.
UCUAAAUCUCAAAUCUAAUAAGCAUUUGAGGAAAAAAAAGGAAUGAUGAUCAUGCGAAUAUCAUCUAUCUUUGCUUUCUUAGUACUGCUAAUGAUUGAAUCAGCAGCAGGCCAGGCUCUGGUGAACCCUGGUUGUCGUCAACACUCUUGUGGGGAUGUCAAGAUUCCAUAUCCCUUUGGAAUUGGAGUAGGUUGUUACAUGAACACAUGGUUUGAGGUCUCCUGCGGCCGGAAUGAAACUCCCAAGCUAACCAGCGUAGAUAUUGAGGUGCUGUAUUUCUCUCUUGAUCAGAGCACUGUUGCAGUCAAAAGACCGAUAAUAGCGAAUUGUUCUGGGGCGAUUACAGGGAAAUCUGUGAACUUAUCGGGAAGCCCUUUCAUGUCCUCCCUGCGAGAAGAGCUCUCCUUUCGACCCUCGAAAAUCGAAUAUGUUCAAGAUAUGUUUACCUGGAUGAUUUCUGAGGAGUAUGCAUCACAAUUACCACAUACAUAUCCUGAUGCAUUUCGUUGUUUCCAGCCGAAUAUUAGUAGUUAUCCGUAUUCCCUUGUGUUUGAUGAUCCUUACCUGGACCCAAACGGAGCUCAGCUUCAUAAUUCUUCAAUGCCCCCAAACGGAAGUCGACAAUGUGCUUGUGAACCUGGAUUUCAAGGCAACCCUUAUCUACCUUUUGGAUGUAAAGGUAAACUUUUCUUUGGUUGAUUAAUUAUAUUUGUACCCGAUUUCUUUUAUAUAUAUUUAGCUCCUUUUUUUUUAACAAUUUAUUUUACAAGCAUCUAUCAAAGGGGUCUCGUAUGAAAACAUAGAAGACAAGAAAAAAAAUUAAGAAUAAGUUUCAAGAUACUAAUGCACACACUCUUUAACAUACAUGUUUAAGAAAAAAUUAUUAUUUUU